UGAAUGUGGAUCCGGAAAGAAAUUGAGCAAAUUACUUUACUUUAGAUAGUUAAUUAAUUUAGUUUUAGUUUUAAUUUUAUAAUUUAUUUCAUUCUUUUAUCUCCCUAAAAUAUAUUGACUGGUAUCGCUGCUUGUUUAGAGGAGCUUCAAAUUCUUCAGAUGUUCUUCAGGCUGUUGAAGAACGCUGGUGCUUGAGCAAUCUGUAAUUAGUUUCAAACACAUAUUAGUCUGGGUUGUAAAGUUUUCUAGAUUUAAAAUAAGUUAUUUGUUAACUAUGGGGUGUUUGUUGUAAUCUCAUUUUUGUGGCGUUAGUCUGAAUGCCAGAUACUUGUUAGUUAUUACUCCAUAAAAGAUUAAAGGAAAAAAGAAUACCAGAAUAAUAGUUGAAAGUGGAAUCGAAUGCAAUUCUGUCACAAAACACUUGGAGCAAUAUAUAGAUUUGAUUACAGUACAAGAAAACCCUAGGAAGCAGGCUUAUCUAUAACCUUCUACAUACAUCUUAGGAAAAUAACCCCAAGCCGCCUCUGUCCUGAUCCUUUGAGGUACUUGAAUACCCUUUGUUGCCAUCCAUCACUGGUACUCAUGAAACGAGGAUAUCCAGAUUCUCCUUCAUCCUCGUUUGGUCCACCACAAUCUAAAAGACCGCAUAUUCAAGGUGAUGCACAAUUUCUGGAGGAUGAAAGCACAAAGAUUUUUGCUAGGAAAGUAGCUGAUCAUUACAGUGCAAGAUCCAACCAGACUCUAGAGGAACGGGAGGCUAGUCCUAUAAUACAUUUGAAGAAACUUAACAACUGGAUUAAGAGUGUCUUAAUUCAGCUUUACACCCGUCGGGGAGAUGCAGUCCUUGACCUCGCCUGUGGCAAGGGUGGGGAUCUUAUCAAAUGGGACAAGGCCAAAAUUGGAUAUUAUGUUGGUAUUGACAUUGCUGAAGGCUCAAUCAAAGACUGUCGCACACGAUAUAAUGGAGAUGCUGACCAUCAUCAGCGACGUAAAAAGUUUUCAUUUCCUGCUCGCCUGUUAUGUGGAGAUUGCUAUGAGAUUCGCUUGGACAAAGUUCUUGCAGAUGAUGCUCCAUUUGAUAUUUGUAGCUGCCAGUUUGCAUUGCAUUACUCCUGGUCUACAGAGGCUCGUGCCAGGCGAGCAUUGGCUAAUGUUUCAGCUUUACUUCGCCCAGGAGGCAUUUUCAUUGGAACUAUGCCAGAUGCCAAUGUGAUUAUCAAAAAGCUUAGACAAGCUGAAGGGCUGGCAUUUGGUAAUAGUGUCUACUGGAUCCGUUUUGAUGAAGAAUUUUCUGACAAGAAAUUCAAAUCUUCCAGCCCCUUUGGAAUAAAGUAUACAUUCCAUUUAGAGGACGCUGUUGAUUGUCCUGAAUGGAUUGUCCCCUUUCAAGUAUUCCAAAAAUUAGCCGAAGAGUAUGAUUUUGAGCUCGUCUUUGCAAAGAACUCACACGAAUUCGUGCACGAGUACAUGAAAAAACCGGAAUUUGUGGAGCUCAUGCGAAGGCUUGGUGCAUUGGGUGAUGGCAACCAAGAUCAGAGUACACUAUCAGCUGAUGAAUGGGAAGCAGCUUAUUUAUACAUGUCAUUUGUAUUGAGAAAGCGAGGUCAACCGGACAAAACCCAAACAAGUGAUCGAAAAGAGCGAGGAUCAAUGCACAUCGAAGAGCAAGACAUAAUGUAUAUUGGCAGUGAUUAGUGCGAGUGACACGAGCAAUGGCCAGAUUAUUAAGAAUGCAAUGUGGACAUGGAGGUGAAGCUGCCUGUGGUUGCCAUGUUCUCUAAUGACAAACUUGAGUUUUGGCAAAUUUUCAAUUUGUAAUACAUUUGGGAGUUUUAUAACUUAAAUUUCAAAUUCUCUUACAUAUUCAAUAUUUUAAUGAGUGAAAUCUCACCCCAGUCAUUAACAAUUUCACAAAAUUCCUUUCUGCUCCUUAAUAAAAGCAUAAUUCCAUUCCAAUCCCUAACAAUUAAUUUCGUGAGACUUUUUGUCUCCUCUUCUCCUUUCCUCGGCUAAGCAAACCAGAACAUCACCAGACCAACUAUUCUCUCCUCCUCGAUGUCAUUUUCAGCCACUUUCUUCACCAACAUCCACUAUUAUUGUCUGUUCUCACUGCAUCAACCUACUACCACCUUUCAAUUGAGUAAAUUAUUUAAAUACUUGAAUUUGGUUUGGAAUAUGGUCUUACAAGUUGUCUUUUUCAAGAUUUUGAUUAUUCAGUAUAGAUAUUUACUUAAAGUAUAAUUUUUAUGUAAAAGGGUGAUUUGGUAAUUAUGGAGUGCAUCGGUGUGUUAAGGGAUUGUGCGAAUAAGAAAAAAAUGGAGAAAAUAGCCAUGGAAACACUAGGAUGGCCGAUGGUAGCAGAGAUAUGGCUUUGUGGUUUAGGUUCCAACAAAAAGAAGAAUGAUGGCAGUGGAGUGGUGCAACAAAAACAAAGAAUGGUGGUGAUGAUGGUGGCCCAAAAAUAGUGGAGAGAAGAAAAAGAGAAUAGUAGUAGAUAUUGGUGAUGAUUAGGGUAUUUUGCUCUCGUUAAGUGGUAAAAAAGGAUUUCAUAAAAUUGUUAAAAGCCAUGGUGAGAUUUCACUCAUAUUUUAACAUAUUACUCAAAUUUUUCAUUUAAUUUAGCAAAA
Arachis stenosperma is the source of this 2627-nucleotide messenger RNA. Its product is annotated as mRNA cap guanine-N7 methyltransferase 1-like. Gene Ontology annotation, cellular component: nucleus. The record is from RefSeq and is a predicted model, not a curated record. Gene Ontology annotation, molecular function: mRNA 5'-cap (guanine-N7-)-methyltransferase activity. The transcript is spliced from 14 exons. Gene Ontology annotation, biological process: 7-methylguanosine mRNA capping. Lineage: Eukaryota; Viridiplantae; Streptophyta; Magnoliopsida; Fabales; Fabaceae. The coding region runs from base 583 to 1695 and encodes 370 amino acids.